Messenger RNA from Miscanthus lutarioriparius, 3543 nucleotides. Lineage: Eukaryota; Viridiplantae; Streptophyta; Magnoliopsida; Poales; Poaceae. The record is from the annotation of a GenBank genome assembly.
AUGGCAGACCUUGUGGUUGGCUUGGCCAAGACAGUGGUGGAGGGGGCCCUGACCAAGGCUCAGUCAGCGAUUGAGGAGGAGGCAAAAUUGCAGCAAAGUGUGCAGCACAACCUUGUAUUCAUUGCUGGUGAGUUUGAGAUGAUGCACUCCUUCCUCAACGUUGCCAAUGAGGAGCGUGUCAAGAACAACGUUGUGAGGACCUGGGUGAGGCAGGUUCCUGAUCUGGCAUAUGAUGUGGAGGACUGCAUAGAGUUUGUCAUCCACCUGGACAACAAGCCAAGGUGGUGGCGCCGCAUGCUUCCACUUUGCUUGGCAGCAUCAGCAUUGCCCUUAGAUGAGGCGGUAACUGAGAUAGAGCGGCUCAAGGUUAGGGUUGAGGAUGUGAGUCGAAGGAACUCACGCUACAACCUCAUCAGCGACUCUGGAUCCAAGCCCAUCAUGCAGCAACAGAUGGCACCCAACACAGCUUUUGGCCCAAUGGCACUUGACAUGCUGGUUGAGGCGAGGGACACCGCAAAAAAACAGCAAGGCUUAGGGGACCUCGCCCAGCUACUCACAAAGGAACAAGCUGACCUUGGGGUAAUCUCAGUUUGGGGAACAGGUAGUGAACUUGGUACAACAUCAAUCAUCAGAAAGGCCUACCAGGAUCCAGAACUCUGUCGAAAAUUUGAAUGCCGCGGCUGGGUGAAGCUUACACAUCCUUUCAAUCCCCAUGAGUUCCUCCGUAGUAUGGUGACUCAGUUCUACACAAACAGUUGCCUGCAAAAAGGAAUCGUUAUAAAUGUGAAUGAACUGAAGAGGAUUGAGGUAAUGGCGACAAUGGAAGGUGGACUCAUUGAGCCAUUUAUGGACAAAGUAAAUGAGAACAGAUACCUAGUUGUCCUGGAAAAUGUGUCCACAAUCGGAGAUUGGGACACCAUCAGGACGUACCUGCCAGACAGAAUGAAUGGCAGUUGGGUCAUUGUAUCCACACAGCAGUGUGAAAUUGCAAGCUUGUGCAUUGGACGUUCAUACCAAGUAUCGGAGCUGAAGCAGUACUCUGCGCAGCACUCUAUAUGUGUCUUUUUGAAGGAGAGUUUGCAAGGUGAUGGUGAUAAAAGCAUGGAAUCUGAUAGAGUGGUAGACAACAGCAAUGAAAUAUCAAUGGAGGAUGAAGCAACCCAUGGUACUGGCUUUCUGCCCUACUACAGAAUUCCAACAUCUAAAUGGAAGGCUGCCUGUGAUUGGGUGGAGAAUUUUCACCUUGUUGAACGCAAGUCAGAAAUGAACCAACUUGGUAACUAUAUUGCUAAGGCACGUCUCAAUGGUUUGCAAGUGCUGUCUGUGUGGGGGAUAUCUGGUGUUGGGAAAUCAGCCCUGGUUAGGAACAUGUACUAUGACAGAAUUCAUCGAAAUGACUCAUUAUUUGACAGGUAUGGUUGGGUCGAUGUAACCCACCCAUUCAAUUUAAGGGACUUCUCCCGGAGUUUGCUUUUGGAUUUUCAUUCACAACCCGUUGAAGCGAUGGGAAUUAAAGACCCUACUCAAGAGUGUCAUAAGAUUCUAAAAGAUAACCGGUGCCUUGUUGUUAUUGAUGAUCUGGAGUCCAUGGAAGAAUGGGACUUAAUACAGGCUGCCUUGGUGUCUAGACCGUCUAGUAGUAUUAUCAUUGUCAUUACAACUGAAGCAAGCAUCGCCGCACAUUGUGCAGAUAAUGAAGGGGUCAUAUUUAAUGUCAAAGGUCUAGAAGACAAAGCAGCCCUCGAGCUCUUCAAAAAGCAGGUACAUAAGCAAAAACCAUCUUCUCCUAUAAAGGACUCCAAAGAUGAAGAGCUACAAGAACUUAUUUUGAAGUGCGGUGGUCUUCCCAAAGUGAUAGUUGCUGUAGCCAUUUUUUUGGCACCUAAAACAGUCACAUGGAUGAAUAGUGCGAGUUCUAUGAAUCUCAAAUUUAUGCAAGAACUGGAGAGCAGCCCAGAGUUUGCUUGCCUGCGGCCACUCUUUGGUUGGCUGCACUCCUACUUUCGAACUUGCCCGGAUUUCCUCAAGCCAUGUAUCUUCUAUCUGUCAAUUUUUCCUCGAGAUCACAGUAUCCGGAGAAGGCGUUUGGUGAGACGGUGGAUUGCAGAGGGCUAUGCCAGGGACACUGACAAAAUGUUUGCGGAGGAGAGAGGGGAGCAGUUCUUCUGUGGGCUCCUCGAUCUGAGCAUAAUAAUGCAGAAACCACAUUCAGUCACCACCGCAUUCAGCGACAGAAGAAUGACCUGUGCCAAGUCAACAGUUUUGUCUGAGAGUAUAUCAUAUCACGGCGUCACCUCAUCAUACUGGAAAGCUGGGACAGACAUAAUUGUGUUUGAGAGCAUUGACUUCUCACGGCUACGGUCUUUGACAGUGUUUGGAGAAUGGAGGUCAUUCUUCAUCUCUGAUAGGAUGAGGUUACUUCGGGUUCUGGAUCUUGAGGAUGCAUCCGGUUUAAAAGAUGAAGAUCUCAAACAAAUGAUGAAGCUGCUUUGUCGCCUCAAGUAUCUUUCCCUACGAAGAUGCACUGAGAUCUGUAGGCUGCCGAAUUCAUUGGGUUGUUUGAGGCAGCUUGAGACUCUGGAUGUCAGACAUACAUCCAUAGCAACCAUGCCAACAACCAUCACCAAGCUAAAGAAACUGCAGUACCUUCGUGCUAGUACCACCAAACCAACUGAGGAACAACCAAUACCCGAUGCUGCUGGUACAACCAAACCAACAAAGAAACAACCAACCCCACAUACCUCUGUAUCAUGGACAUCAUCUUUGUUCAGCAGACGUCGACAACUAGAGGGUGUUGAGGUUCCUACUGGGAUAGAGAGAAUGACUGCAUUGCUCACCAUCGGUGUUGUUAAUGUCGAUUCUGCUUGGGGGAGGGCCAGGAAGCUCACCCAAUUGCGCAAGCUUGGAGUGUCUGGAAUCAGUAAGAACAACAGCAAAGAUUUCUGUGUGGCCAUCUCAAGUCAUGCGCAUUUAGAAUCCUUAUCAGUUAGGCUCAAGAAGGACAAUCAGGACUGCUUGUAUGUCACCCCAGAUGGGUAUCUUCCCCCCCAGAACCUACAGAGCUUUAAACUGUAUGGCCUUGCAGACAAGUUUCCAGAGUGGAUCAAUGAGCUUGACAAUCUCAGGAAGUUAGUUUUGGAGAUGACUAUAUUAACCGAAGAUACUAUCAGUGGACUCAGGGAUCUUAAAGUAUCUAUUCUAUGUCUCAUUGCCAAGCAGCUUCCUGAUGGUAAGCUCAAUUUUUGUGUCAUGUUGCAUGGACAGCAAUUACGCUGCUAUGAAACAGUGAAGGUACUCGAGAUUUCUUGCAGCUCCAGCUUAGAUGUGACUUUUGGAUCACAAGCACUGCACAAUCUUGAGCUGUUGAAAGUUUCCUGCUGUAGUGGUUCAGGGUCGGUAAUGAAGUUCUCUGGGCUAGAAAAACUGUCUAAAUAUGAACUCAAGGAAGUCCAGAUUAAGGGUUCCCAUGAUGACAAACUCAAAAAAGAUGUGGAGGAACAACUUGCCAGGCAUCAAAAGAAACCUGUUUUGAAGAUGGAAUAA